This is a messenger RNA of Dermacentor albipictus, 963 nucleotides long. RefSeq lists its product as uncharacterized. Lineage: Eukaryota; Metazoa; Arthropoda; Arachnida; Ixodida; Ixodidae. The record is from RefSeq and is a predicted model, not a curated record. Gene Ontology annotation, molecular function: zinc ion binding; nucleic acid binding.
AUGCCUGAUAAAAAGGACCAGGGCGCGCCAGCAGAAGACAUGUCCAGCAUUAUUGCCCAGCUGACCCCGCUGCUCGAGCAUCAGACAAACGUAACUCCAGCAGCCAGUUUCCGUUUGCAGCUCUCUGUGCCUGCAUAUGAAGGCCACACAGAUAAGAAAUCGGUGGCAGACUUCCUUCAGGAAAUGCAAGAUUACCGCGAUGCGGAAGCCAUUACGGAUGACGUUCUUCUUCAGCGCGUCUUGCCCGUCGCCCUGACUGGGUCUGCCGCCCGCUGGCGUCGUCGCCAGUCAUUCCAAAGUUGGGCGCACUUUGAGCAGCUACUGCGAGCAGAAUUCCUCCCCCCCGACUACGUUGUCCGCAUGAAAGACGAGCUUCGCGCCUGUAGUCAGGCGGAGGAGGAAAGCCUCCAAGAAUACAUACGGUCCUUUCAGGAGCUUUACGAGCGCGCAGACCCUUCAGCAUCCGAAACAGAAAGAGUCACUCGGGCAAUCCGGCAAUCUCACCCACGCUUCCAGGCUUAUCUACGGGGCCGCACCUUCUCUUCGCUUGACGAUCUCGCUAAAGCGGCAUCCGAUAUUCUGGCGGCGAUGUUGGCAGAGAUAACUUACCAGCCUCCACCCCCGCCUCAAGCCUUCCUCGAGCCGUCUUGCGCGUGGCGCAGUUCUCCAUUUGCAAGCCCGAGGGAUAUGGUACCGCCUCCAAUGGCGCUGGAUCCAUUCAUUCACCGCACCUUUGCCACCCAGGUAACUUUCCGGCCUCCGGUCCCGGAACCUGCCACAACGUUGCGAGACACUCGGGGCCGCAGCAGGCCUGUAGUCGCUGCCGCCCAAUCAGGCGCAGCAGAUACACGCAGGAGCAUUCCAGUCUGCUUCCAGUGUGGAGGACGAGGCCACUACAAGAGCCAGUGCCCGAGCCCCCCUGGCUCCCGCCAGCAGGGAAACGACGAGGGCCGGCGGUGGUGA